UGGCCUGGGUUGUAACCUCUCCACACAUUCAUUCCUACUACCCAGAGAACCUAGCAGCCUAGUCGACUAGUCAUGAGUGAUAAGACAAGGGAGUAGGAGUAGAUCAAGCAGAGCACCAUGUCUAUGUCAAACCAAAGCCAGAGCUUGGAAGACCACCCGCACCAUCCCUCCUUCACGGCCAACUCUGAGACUCCCCAUGCCUCACCUGAUCUGUCUUUCCUUCAGCAGCAGCAGCCGCAGCCGUUUCCUUCCCUUUCAGACCAAUCGCAUUCCUUAGACCCCGUUCCCGAAUCGCCGGUCUCGAGAAACACGAGAGGUCUCGUCAUCGACAGCUCAGCUAUCAUAUCGCCGCCCGCCAGGUCCAUUCGACGGAAGCCAGUAUCGUCCACCGCGUCGCCAAUUACCGCUAGAUAUUCCUCUGGAGAGUACUUGGCCCUGACAAACGGGUUGGCCAGGCCGGAUCAACGCUUUUCUCGCUCCUUUUCGGUGGAUAGCCCUACGGUGUAUGAGUUCCCUCGUCCUCCGAUAUCUAGGAUCGGAUUCGAAUCACCUGAGGAUUUCGUAUUAAUCCAGGGAGGUAAAGAAAAACCCUCCGCCACUCGUCAUCCUUUGGCUUCUGCCGACUCCAUCUCGGCUGACCUAGCGGGUGAGGUCAAACGUCCAAGUUCUCGGGCUGACAACCCUGACGCACCUCAAACACACCACACCAACGACCUGUCGCAACCUCACGACCAGUCCACCUAUGACGAUCUUUUCAGUGACGAAGAGGAGGAUCCACUGAGCGAGCACAUUUUCGACGGAUAUAACUCAGAUUCGUCCGAUAAUAGUAAUUCUAAUACUAAUACUAUGUCGUUGCAUGUCACCCGGAAGACACCACCACAACUGAAUCUUAAGCCAGCCGAUUCAUUAUCUGACAACUACGAACUUAGAACUCCAAACACUGACAAACCACUACCCAAGUCACCAAAUUCAUCAAAGCUAGGAAACUUCUUUGGCUGGAACUCGCCUUCUAACACUGAGGCCUCGGACAAAGGGUUUUCGCCUCUUCCUUCGCCUUUCCAAUUCUCAAAGACAACCAGCGUCGCCGAUGCAUCCCCAGUCACAACAGUUGGACCACAAUCACUACUUGACGCCCCCAAGGCGGCAUUCGGAUCUCCCAGUUCUAGAGAAUAUUGCGAAUCUUACUUGGCAACACCAGAAACCGCUACGUAUUCGCCUCACCAUCAAAUCGAAGAGAUGGAAGAUGAGUUAAAGGCCAUCUCGGCCGAAUUGGCUGCGUCAAUUCGGCGCGAGAUGGACCUAGAAGAUUUAGUUGACAGAUUACAAACAGAGAGGGAUAACCCUACAACAACAGCAAACAAGAGGACCAGCGACUACUUCUCGGAUUCGGGAUACAGCUCGGCUAAAUUGAGCGAAUAUGAUCAAUCAAGGGAAGAGAUCGAGAAGAUCCAAAGGAGGUCGGAGCAGGAGAAGGCCCAGAUCAGGCUUGAGUUGACCAACAAACUCCAGGACGAAAGGUCUAGGAGAUCAGAGCUCGACGAGCAGAUCAAGGAACUCUCGCAAAGAGCAUCUCAGAUCGACCUCGCGAAAGUUAACAACGUCGAUGCUAGCGGACGUGUUAAGGAAUUAGAAAGCACAUGCGAAACACUACGGCGCAAGCUUACCGAAGAGCGCCAGGUCAAGGAUAACUUCGAGGACUUGCUUACAGCGCUCAAGGACGAGUUACAGAAUGCGUCGAACGAACGCGACAACCUUCGGGAUGAGAUCGUUCCCAAUCUCAGGGCACGUGUGGAGGGUCUCGAAGCACAAGCUGUCGAACUCGAGAAGAUGAACUACGAAUCGUCAAAAUUGCAACAGGAGCUUCAGACACUCAAAGUUGAGAACACAUCGCUCAAGCAGAUGCAGGCCAAUUCUAUGGAUACGAUUUCAGAGGAGAGCGGAUUUGCUGGAUCUCGAUUAUCUCGAUCUAACUCUCUCACCGGCCCGCCAUCAUCCUUCAAGCUUCAGCGACCUCCUUCCGGCAUGAUGCGAUCUAAAACGGUCAAGAUCCCGACCCCGACUGAAUCCCGAGAUCAACUAUCGGAACGACUAAAGGACGUAGAGGAGCAACGAGACGCUCUGCACAGGGCCCUGAAGAACCUCUUGGACAGACAAGAGCACCAGAAUAAGGAAAAUGAAAAGAAGAUCAAGUUCCUUGAGGUUGAGCGUGAUCGACUUCUAACCGAAUCUCCGCAGAAAGCCGGUUUCCAGAGAGAGAUCUCAAAUCUACGAGCUGAAAUCAAUGUCUUGCGCCGAAGAGCCGAAGAAGCGCUCGACUCGAAGUGGCAAGUAGAGAAAGGACUCGGUGGCCUUAAGAUGGAUCUCGACCGAGCGGAACAAGAGAUUGCGGAGCUCAGAAGCUUACUCAACGAGAAGGACAUCCUCAUCCCCCCCUCUCUCGCCCGUCACAGCAACAGCAGCGAUAGAUCAGCAACCCCCGUGACUUCGGCGUCUUUGACGGUAGCUUAUGCAGAACUUCAGAAGGCCUAUGCCGAAUCUCUUCAGCGCAUCAAGAACUUGGAAUCCAGCAGCUCCCAAGACGAGUUCACCAAGCGCGCGAUAGAGAAGCUCGAGCGAACUCUUUCUACAACUAUUUCGGAGCGCGACCUCGCCAUCCAGGAGUCAACAUCCUACAAGGAGCAACUCGAGGCCCUCAAGGCCGGCGAGCGAGUCUACCUUGAAUCCGAAAAGGUUCUUGCCGACGAACUCAGCGAGUCGGCCCGUCGCGUCGAGGAGCUAGCCGUCCAAGUCCGCCAGCAACUCACCAUCAACCAGACCCUGCGCCAACGAAUCUCGGAUACCGUAGCUCGCGGAGAGGCGGAGCAGAAGUCCAACAAGGACCGCAUUACCUCGAUGCAAGCACACCUCCGUAGCCUAGAGGAGAAGCUAGAGGCAGCACAGAACGCCUCCGAAGACCGAAUUGGACGCCACGAGGAAGAGAUCUCCACCCUCCGCGCCAGCCACAACGAGCAGCUAAAGCGAAUGCGCGACGGCCUCCGGUCCCCACGCACAUUCCCCUCGAAAUCACCGCUAUCACCGCUCUUCUCCAUCUCCGGCGCUCGCUCCCCUCGCCUCGAAGUAACGCGUUCAGGGCCAGCGAUGAACGUAUCCGAGGAGUCGCAAAUCGACAACCUGCGCGCGCGCGUCGCAGAGCUGGAGAACGCGCUCAGCGACGCGGACGCGGAGAUGCAGCAGGUCGUCGGCCGGAUGAACACGGCGCAGAUCGAGGUGCUGCAGCUGCAGGAGGAGCGCGAAGCCGCCGUCAACCAGACGCGCAAGCUCGAGAAGGAGCUCCAGGCCGAGAAGGUGUCGGCUUUCGAGUCGCGAUUCAGGAGCUUGCAGAACUAGACCGUGGUCUUUCGGAGUGGUUGUAGUAGUGCUUGAUACGUCUGCGUCUGAUCUCACGAUUCCCAUGAACAUCGGCAUAUAACUCUCGUCAUGCAUGUAUCGUUAUCUAUCUAUCUAGGUACCUUUCUUGCGCUGCUUUUUUGAGCAU
Messenger RNA from Annulohypoxylon maeteangense, 3535 nucleotides. RefSeq lists its product as uncharacterized. The record is from RefSeq and is a predicted model, not a curated record. Bases 118 to 3387 code for a protein of 1089 amino acids. The transcript is spliced from 2 exons. NCBI's taxonomy places the organism in Eukaryota, Fungi, Ascomycota, Sordariomycetes, Xylariales, Hypoxylaceae.